Rhinolophus ferrumequinum (greater horseshoe bat) is the source of this 5043-nucleotide messenger RNA. RefSeq names its product homeobox protein Hox-A4-like. The coding region runs from base 4497 to 5006 and encodes 169 amino acids. NCBI's taxonomy places the organism in Eukaryota, Metazoa, Chordata, Mammalia, Chiroptera, Rhinolophidae. The transcript has a single exon. The record is from RefSeq and is a predicted model, not a curated record.
GGGCAGCCACAGGAAGGAGAGACAAGGGGAGGGGGCACAUGGUUAGGUCAGGGAACAGCAAAGGCACAAACAACAAGCCAUUACAAUUUUUUUUUAAGGCGAAAAGGGGGAAAACAGAAGGGAAAAAAACCAACACAGAAAUCCACUCCUCCAUGACUCCCUACUCCUUCUUCAUUACUCCCUUUCCCCAGCUCCCAAUACCAAUAAAAUAAAUCAAACCCCCAACGAGCCUAGGGGAGCUGGAGAGAGAAGCGUACACACGCAGAGGCAGCAACCUCUCGCGUCCCUUUGUUUUUCUUCUUUCACCUUUGGAUUAAAUAAUGUAAGAUGCUGGAGCCAUGUUUGCUGUGCGUAGCAACCUGUCCUCUGCCUGCAGGGGAGCAUCCUUCCACUGCGCUCAUUAAAGGGAAGACUUUUGCCCCUUUUGCCCCUGAUUUCAGAGUGUUCAGGAGCCCUGAAGAAAUAUGCAGCGUGGAGGCAGUUCUUAAAAGCUUCUUGGAGUCCCCCUCUCCAAUCCAAAUGACCCCAACCAGAAACCUCAAGGAGAACCUUGACUGUGUAGUGAGUGAACACAUGGGAGGGGUAAGGAAUCAUGGCCUGGCAAUCCCGGGAUCAGAUCAAGCCCAUGCUUUAGCAAUAUAGGAUUGGAGAUCCACUAUCUAUGCAAGCAAGAAUGCUGCAGCAAAUCUUUGGUAAGGGUGUACACUUUCUAUCUGUACCUUAGAUCAAGUAAUUGAAAAUUGGUCACAUCUCUGUAAGCUGUAUGAUAAUCAGGAGGAAUAUGGCUCAAUUACUCCAGGCUGCAGAACGGAGACAUCUUCAGCGAUCAGACACAAAGCUGGGCUCGAGGCAGCUGCUGUGGCUGCUUCAGAACUGGGAGGUAAGGAGUGGAAGGGGGAUUUAGGGAGACAGGCUUCCUUUGGCAGGACCAAAGGGACAAAAGGCACCUACACACACACAAUGACAGCAUCUCAAAGCCUGUGUGUUUAUCUCACAUCAACCGAGGUUCCUGUUGGUCUCCUAAAAAUAUUUCAAGACAGCAGUUUAUACUAUGUCAACUAACUAGAGGCAAGCAAAUGGAGGAGACGGUCGAAUCAGAGGAAUGCAGUGAAGCCUUCCUCUCUUGGUUCAAACACCCGUGUUGCCUCUUAUAUUAAUAAUAAAUAUUUAGAAAACAGGAAGAUCACAGAGGAGCCCUUAGCUAGUCAGGAGGUUGACUAGAGAUCAAAGGCAGAAUUUGCUAAUAUAUAAAUCUGGGAAGAAAUUCAUGUAUGGUAAUGCCCCCGAAAGGACAUUAUAUAAUUGGGAACGGGCAAGUGUGACCCUAAGACACAGCAAAUGAUUCAAAGUGAAACCUGUGUCGGCUGAGUUUCUGAGCUUUAUGUCUUUAUAUUUCAAGAACUGGGAUUUACAAAGCAUUCUGACACCUUCAUCUACAAGGCUAUGGCCUUGAGCAAAAAUACAAAUAAAACUAGUGAUAAUUCAAGAACUUCUGAGGCAAGUCUCCUUUGACCCCAAAUCCAGACUGGGUUCCUCUCAGAUGUCUAAUUACUCCAGCCAGCCUCUUGGGUGCAUCCAUGCUGGCCUGACGGGAAGUCAGUGAGGUUUUAUGGCCAGCAGGGCGAGGGCGGGAGCACUUUGGGACUUUGCUGCUUAGAGAAGGGACCCUGAGGUUUGCCCUUGGCCCUGCUUGCUAACCUAGACCUGCUGAAUGGCCACCAUAAUGACUCAUAUUUUACAUAUAUCUUGCUUUACAUGCAUUAUCUGCCCAUUAUGCCAGGAGAUCCUUUACCGCCUCAGACAAUGCAAAAAUGGAAAGGACCCAUUGAUAACCCAGCAGAUUUUUUUUUUAAAGACCCAUAUGGCAUCCCCUCAGGUCCAUAAAAUAGUUAUCUGAUAUUUACGAUUAGGGCCCUCACACUACAAGGUCACUAGUUAGACCACUCCAAGGGAGAGAAGCCCAGAAAAGGUGCACUUGGGCCCUAUGCUGGCUGGCUGCUGUGAUUUCUUUCCUCCUUUGAAGGCAGAAUACCUUCAGCUGGGCCUGGCUGCCAGGUGCCAGCCGGCCAGCCCUGUGGCCUCCCUCCAGCAGAAGCCCUAGUUUGGGCCUGCCUUCCCAUUCUAGGUAGCCAUUCCCACUCUGGAUAUCCCUGAAACAGGAUUCCCCCAACUGUGGACAGGCAGUAUGAGCUCUUAGAUCGAUAGGGUGGUUGUGGAAGCAAAGCGAGGUGAGCAGGGGUUGUAAUGCAGUCCAUAUUUAUAUUCCAUGAGUUAUAUACACCCCAGAUAAGAAAAGGAGGCAGAAUGUGCAAAAUCCAUGUCUCGCUUUUUAUAUGGUUGUGUCAAUGUGGGAACUCUCAAUAUUUCUUCUCCAGCAUAUGGAAAAGAAAUUAUGUAAAUAAAUAACCAUUACUGUUCAGGCCCUCCUGGCUUAGCCUUUGUAGUGCAGAGAAUGUAUUUCAUGUUGUGCAUUCAGAAGAGUUUAGUGUUCAGGAAAUAUAGAUGUAAUCAGCUGCCAUAACUAGAAAUCAAAGUUAUUAUUGUACUGAAAAUAGAUUUAUUGUAUUUAUGUUAACUAGAUGGCUCCUUUUCAGGGAAGGUCUCAUUUAUUUGAGGGAAUAUUUAGGUGUAUGAAUUAAUGAAUUUUUUAAAAAAAGUAAGUUCAGGUCAUGACCUAGUCCUUGGAUGCUGUCCAGAAUAUUAAGGAUUAAGCAUACCAUCCGGAGGCCAAAUGUGAAAACCACCACAGGGAACUCCCGUGCCAGCUUCAAAUACUUAGCUGGAGCAAACCUCAUUGGACAAUAUGUCUAAAACUGUCUUUUCCAUCAUUCAAAGUUUGCUCAAAAGUUGGAUGACUUUGAGAAGGCUUCCCAUGAAUUCCCUUCUGGCUAGCAAUCAAAACAAGUUUAGUCAAAAGUGGAAAUGUGUUGUAUGUAGGAAGGGGGUGAAUUAUUACUGACAGCUCUAUUUCCAUUUUCAGAUAUUCUGCUUGCAAUUUUCCAACAAAAUAAUAUUAUUGUUCACUUUUCGGACUCCCUUGCACCUUAAAGACUUGGUUUAAGAAACUUCUUUGAGGAAACUUUUUUUAAUUUAAGUAACAAUUUUCACAGGGAUGUUUUAGGAUGAAAAGUUGAAAGAAACGCUAAAUAAUUCCACAGUCUUCCCUGCAGCCUGCACAGUCCUUGCCUUUCUCUGGGAAAGGGCACAAGAUCAGAAAAGUCAAGGGGGUUCAAAGAAUCUUAGGGAGGACAAGGGAAAGGGAGGAGAAACCUUUCUUGGGAAGACCUCUGUCCAGCUCCAAGUCACAUUUCUGCUUUAAAACACCUCACUGGAUGAGAUUUUAAAACCCCAGCUUCCCUGACAUUGGCUUGCUUCCUGAUUAAUUUGGCGAAAGAGCCGGGUAGUGCAGAGCCAGCCAGGCCCCAGGCCUGCCAGAGCUAAAGCAGCCUGGUCACUGCUUCCCAGGCUCUUUGUCACUUUUGAAAAACACUUUUCCAUCAAGAAGACUUAUUAAGAUAAAAUGCAUUCAAACGCUGAGGCUAUUCAAUAAAUCUUCCAUUUGUUUUAAGGUUCUCACUUUAUCCUCUUGCAAAGAAUAACCCCCUCUCCCACGAGCAGACCUGCAUUUGCACUGAAAGUAAAAGGGGGGCAGUCCAAGUCCACAGCUCUGGCCACCCUGCAUACAAAUGAGAUGCUCUUGUCUAAAUAAAUUAUCUGCUGUUCAGAUCGAUAUUAAUACUACAUUUGCUACAUUACAAUAUUGUGCAAAUUUAAGAGUCAUUUUAAUACAAUGUAAAUACGAUUCUUCACGCAUGAAAGCCAAGAAAUAUUGAUAGAUUAUACCACUGCUUACUGUUCAACAAGGCCUUGGGAAAGGGGUUUUGCCAUCUUCGCUCAAGAAUGGUUUUAAUUUGGCCUUUGGAUGUCCUGGCUCUAGCAUAGAUUUAUUAGGAUAGUUUAUUUGUUCUCUGAAUGGAGGAAUUAAAAACAAUAGUGCCAAUAAUGGAGGUAAAAGUGCCGCAAACCCUACUCACUGUGGGCAAGGCCCGAGACCCAGUCUGAGCAGCUCUAGUCCUCACUAGCAUCCUUUUUGGCUUUGUUUAUAUUUCCCCCCAUUACCUUCUGCCCUGGGUGUUUAUAUGUUUCCCUCUUGCAGGUUACAAUAAUAAAAAAGGCGGGCAGUGUUCUCAGAGGCUCAGAUCAGAGCCUUCAAAGGCAACGUUAAUACACUUUCCUGGAAGUUAAUUUGAACCAUCUAUCAUAAGAGAAAUUGUUAACAUGCAUGUUACCACCGCCUACAUUUAAUUUGAUAUUUUUAAGGCACUCUGUUAAAUUUCCAAUGUUCGUGUGUUUUGCAUGACUAUGAGAUUUAUCUCCGGGGCGGGAAUCCUCCCAUACUUUAGGGUUCUACAGUAUUGCUUUUGUUUUUUAUCUUUCUUGUUUAGAUCGAAUCCGUUUUUUACGACCCUCAAUAACCUCAGCAACUGCAAACAUGAAUGCUUUCCGAUAAGGGGAAAUCAGGCAGCAAUAAAGCGGGAUUAUUUAUAAUUUAUUUGCGCGUAUUCUUCUCUUUCCACCUCUCCCUGUGUGUCUCUGUGUCGGGAAACUCAUCCAGGGAGCGUGCCACACAGAGAAGAAAGCCACAUUCCCACGUUCUCUUCUAUCCCUUUCCUCCCCCAGAAACGCUGAGCUCUGGCAUACACAUCCACACCGCACACACGCGCAGCCAGACGGAGCCACAGCACCGCCUCCCCCCACCAGACACGCACCCGCCGCCGCCGCUGCCGCGGCCCCGCGCGGGAGUCCAGGCCGCUAGGCCAGGCCGCCCGCCACCUGCAUCCGUGCCGCCUCACCUCCUGCCCCGCCGCGAUCCCAAGAUGGCAGCGGCGCCGCAGGCCGCGUCCCGGCGCGGGGACCGCAGGUCCCAGCCAGGCCCAAGGGCUGGCGAGGGCCGGGCCGGGCGCGGUGGUGCCGCAAGAGGCCGGGCGCGAGCGGAUGGAGCCUGAGGUGGCUCCCCGCGCGGCCUGCCCUCCCAGCGACCGC